AAAGAUCGCUUACUAACAGUAAAUAGCGGAUGUUGAUCGCUUCCGCGAAGUAAGCCAGCAUAUGCAUGCUAUUUAGUUACGUUAUUUAUUCGAUAUUAUAGCAAUUUCCGCGAAAAUCGAAUGUCAGCAUUCAAACAGUGACGUCACCCAAGGCCUGCACAAUGGAAGAUAAGGCAUCGUUGAAAGAAUUGGACCAAUGGAUAGAACAAUUAAAUGAAUGCAAACAACUGACAGAAAGUCAAGUAAAAACUCUCUGCGAAAAGGCGAAAGAAAUAUUGACAACAGAGUCCAAUGUUCAAGAAGUGAAAUGCCCAGUGACUGUUUGUGGCGAUGUCCAUGGACAGUUCCACGACUUGAUGGAACUGUUUCGAAUAGGUGGCCGCUCUCCAGACACAAAUUAUCUUUUCAUGGGAGAUUAUGUUGAUCGUGGCUAUUACUCCGUGGAGACAGUGACACUUUUAGUUGCUUUGAAGGUUCGUUAUCGAGAAAGAAUAACUAUUCUUCGCGGCAAUCAUGAAUCACGGCAAAUUACGCAAGUUUAUGGCUUUUAUGAUGAGUGUUUGCGCAAGUAUGGUAAUGCUAAUGUGUGGAAAUUCUUCACGGAUUUGUUUGAUUACCUGCCUUUGACAGCCCUUGUUGAUGGGCAGAUUUUUUGUCUGCAUGGUGGCCUUUCACCAUCAAUUGAUACGCUUGAUCAUAUACGGGCACUUGAUCGCCUUCAGGAAGUUCCACAUGAGGGUCCAAUGUGCGACUUGCUUUGGUCUGAUCCGGAUGACAGAGGUGGUUGGGGCAUAUCACCUCGUGGAGCCGGUUACACCUUCGGACAGGAUAUUUCGGAGACAUUCAAUCACUCAAAUGGCCUGACACUGGUGUCUCGUGCACAUCAACUUGUAAUGGAAGGCUAUAACUGGUGUCACGAUCGCAAUGUUGUUACAAUCUUCUCUGCUCCAAAUUACUGUUAUCGUUGCGGGAAUCAAGCUGCUAUAAUGGAACUGGAUGAUGCUCUCAAGUACUCGUUCCUGCAGUUUGACCCAGCUCCGAGACGUGGAGAGCCUCAUGUCACACGGCGGACACCAGAUUACUUCCUCUAGGUUGCUGCUAUUGCUGCUGUUGCACUUCACCUCAUCCAGUCACAUACAUUACAUACAUACAUACCAUAUUAUAUAUACAUAUAUAAAUAAAUACUGUGCGUGUCCCUGGUGGUACAGUAAAAUCUCGUUACUGCAUGGUGUUCCUGAUUAUUUUUCUCCUGUUCCUUCUGUGUGAAUAUUUCGUAUUGGAAGUGUGUGGACUAGGAAUUCCUGUUAGGUCUCCACCUUUCCUUUCCACUGCAUUUUUCCACAGUCGACUCUUCUGGUGAAGUAGGAGUGACGGACUUGUUAAGAGAUGCUGUAACGAGAUCAUACUGUGCUGUUGCAAUUACAGAGGCUCUAUUAUGUUGAUGUGCCUCUUUUGAACCAUGCUGGAAGGAGGGGGCCAUCUGCAUAGCAUUGUAGGAUUGUACCUAUUCGUCUCCAGUAGCAAAAUAUGACUGGUAAAUAAUACGUGAGUUUGCUGCUGUGUUCAUUCUGAGCAACCUGGAGAGUCGCCCAUGGCUGAGGGAUGUCUUGCGGAAUGCUGAUUUCCCUGCCUGUCUGAUGUGUUUUAGGAGUAGUCCUUCUAAGUGGACACACAUUCUUUUGUUUUCUACAAACUUUCCAUGUAUUGAUUGUAUUGUAAACUGAACGCUGUGUUGCGUAUUGUAUUAUUAGUUAUUAUGACUCGUAAGAGUUAUCUAUCUUUUUAAAAUUGCAUAAUGAUGCAUAAUAAAUCUAUUGUAUUUGCACAGUGUCUUGAUCACAUCAACUCCCCUUGCCCUAGGCCUUUCUUCUUGAGAAUACAGCCUGUUUAAAUAAUUUUGACAGUAUUUUAAAUAAUUCUCAUCCAGACUGUUCACAUUACAGUUUUUAUUGUUAUAUACAAGAGGCUGUAAGUAUUACCUGCCUUGAAGGAAUUUAAUGAUUUUUUUCUGUCCUUGACUCAGUUUUCCUACUUUAUUGUUUACUUUUGUAAAAAUAAUUAAUUAUCCUCAUGUAAGAACUCAUAUUUUUAUAAUUUUGUUUUAAUUUAUCAUUUUAUUAAUUGGCAAGGCAGAGUCUUCUCUGCUGAGAAUGUUAUAAAUGUUUAUAAAAUAUGCUGAAAACUGUAAACUUAUGUUUCCUUUACUCAAAGCAAUAUCUUUUCUACUUCUUCACUUCGUCUGUCAAAUUUUCAUUCAUGUGGUAUAUUUUAUUCUGCAGCACUAGUUUUGCACUUUGUCACAGUCAGUAUCCAGUGUGGUAAAUGCUGACAUGCUAUUCCAAAAUGUUUUCUGACUUUGAGAAUUCCUAUGUUUCCAUUUCUUUGUAUUAUUUUAUUGAAAUACUAUGUGAAUUUUGAUUAAGAAUACUAUUUUUUGCUUUGGCAGUUCUAACCUGUUAGUCAUCGUGUACCAAAACCCAGAAUGAACAUGUUGAUGAGAAUGGGAAUGUAUGUUUUGAAGCAUGUUUCGUAUUUGUUCCUAAUAGACUCACCCUGUAAGUUCCUUGAACUGCCAUGUUACUGUAAUGUGACCUUUUAGGAGAGUAAUUCUGGUUCAUAGAUAAUUUGUAAGUAGGUAAAGAGAUUAUAGGAAAUAAAUUGUGAAAUUCUUAUUAGAAGGGCACAGUUGAUGUAUUCUGCUCACUGAAUGCUUGCUUUGCUGUUGAAAAUUCACACGUUGUCUUAAUCUAUCCAUCGAUGUGGCAAUACCAUUUCAUAUAUGGAAAAUUGAUGUGAUCUGUUGGGAGUUACUGAUCUUCACUCCCUCUGCAAUUUUUGUUAUUUGUUGUUUUCCAUUUCUCAUUUAACAUUGUUAUGAAGCAUACCGUAUGAUUACCUGUUGCACAGCUUCUCAAACCGUUUAAAUUAUCACUAUGGUUGUUGCUUGCACUUCCUUUGAUUUUUAUUUCCUUCAUAUCUCUUCUUUUUCUGCAUCUGCUGUGCUUAUUAGUGUUCGCAAGUGAGCCAUACAGUGGAGUAACAAAUAUGGGCUGAUGUGUGAUAAUAGCCAUUCUGACCUUAUAUGUAUUUGAGCAUCAUGCACGAGUGGUGUAACUUGCAUGGAUUUGUUAAAAUGUGACUGCACACUAACAGGUGAUGUGAUAAUUUGUGCAAACAUUAGUUUGCAAAACACAAGCUGAUAUUCACAUGCUUCACAAUAUUUUUGAUGUGGUAUAACCAUGACACCAGUAUCAUAAUUAAACCUCAGUGCAAAUAACAUAAUUUUAGUAACAUAUCAGAAAAUGACUGAUCAGUAUGACACGUAACUUGUAUAGAAAACUAUUGUACAAGGAGAGGCAGCAGUCUUUUCGUAACAUGAAACAUAUUUGAAAUACAAUGUUACAAAAUA
Messenger RNA from Schistocerca cancellata (South American locust), 3409 nucleotides. It is a transcript of the gene mts, whose product is annotated as serine/threonine-protein phosphatase 2A catalytic subunit alpha isoform. The record is from RefSeq and is a predicted model, not a curated record. Bases 162 to 1091 code for a protein of 309 amino acids. Gene Ontology annotation, molecular function: protein serine/threonine phosphatase activity. Gene Ontology annotation, cellular component: cytosol. Gene Ontology annotation, biological process: mitotic cell cycle; peptidyl-serine dephosphorylation. The transcript is spliced from 7 exons. Lineage: Eukaryota; Metazoa; Arthropoda; Insecta; Orthoptera; Acrididae.